AUGGGCAGCAAACCUUACUUGUGUGAUGAUGAAAGGUUAAUCAGUGCAUGCAACCUUGUAAAAACGUCGCUGAGGAAUUCUAUUGAUGUCGAAUCACAAAAUCUUUAUCUAUACGUUCACUUCAAUAUGCCAACUCUUGAGGAAUUGGAUCGAAGAAUGUGGGUUGUGAUGUGGCUGCAACAAAGGGAACGCAAGAACGAGGAAACUGACAAAGCACGCUAUCAACAAUGGGUCAAAGGUGUGUUUAAAGAAGCAACUCAGAAGAAAGAACACACAAGAGACGACAUAGUGGAUCAACAUGUAGAACAAAAUAAGAAGGCCAAACUGUUUUGA
Molecule: messenger RNA, 333 nt
Organism: Paramuricea clavata
Lineage: Eukaryota; Metazoa; Cnidaria; Anthozoa; Malacalcyonacea; Plexauridae
Source: the annotation of a GenBank genome assembly